AUGCCGCCUACUGGAGGGAACCUGGGUGAGCCUGGCAAUGAGGUGGGCACAGUGAACAUUCCCACCGGAUUUGUCUUGGCCCUUCCUUCUCACCCCUCACCCUUUAUCUCAAUAGGACAGCAGGAUUAUGAUCUCCUGGUGAUUGGUGGGGGAUCCGGCGGGCUGGCCUGUGCCAAGGAAGCCGCUCAGCUGGGAAAGAAGGUGGCCGUGGUAGACUAUGUGGAGCCUUCCCCCCGAGGCACCAGGUGGGGCCUCGGUGGCACCUGUGUGAAUGUCGGCUGCAUCCCCAAGAAGCUGAUGCACCAGGCAGCUCUGCUGGGGGGCAUGAUCCGAGAUGCCUCCCACUAUGGCUGGGAGGUGCCCCAGCAGGUACCGCAUGACUGGUGCAACCCUGGGUCCCCAGACAUUUGGCAAUGCCUGGAGACAUUUUUGGUUAUCACCACCACAGGAACUCUGGCUGCCUCGGUCUCCCCAGACUCAGCCCCUCUCCUCAGCCAGAGCACUGAGGAAAAAGCACACGUCCGGUCCUCAGGAACCACUGAACCUCCCCUCCCGUUGGCAGGCCAGCAAAAGCAGCCUUCCGAGAAGACCAGGCAGCUUAUGCACAGGGCUGGCCCUUGGAUUGAAGGUGCCGUACAACAUGGGAUUACAAGUGACGACAUCUUCUGGCUGAAGGAAUCCCCUGGGAAAACGUUGGUGGUUGGAGCCAGCUAUGUGGCCCUGGAGUGUGCUGGCUUUCUCACCGGGCUUGGACUGGACACCACUGUCAUGAUACGCAGCAUUCCUCUGCGGGGCUUUGACCAGCAAAUGUCGUCCUUGGUCACAGAGCACAUGGCUUCUCACGGCACCCAGUUCCUGAGGGGUUGCACCCCUCUGAGAGUGGAGAAGCUCCCGGACGGCCAGCUUCAGGUCACCUGGAAGGACCUCGCCUCUGGCAGGGAGGACAUGGGCACCUUCGACACCAUUCUAUGGGCCAUAGGUCGUGUUCCAGAAACCAGAAGCCUGAAUUUGGAGAAGGCUGGAGUAAACACCAACCCCAAUAGUCACAAGAUCCUGGUUGAUGCUCGGGAAGCCACUUCCAUCCCCCACAUUUAUGCCAUCGGAGAUGCAGCAGAGGGGCGACCUGAGCUGACACCCACAGCUAUCAUGGCAGGGAGGCUCCUGGCCCAGCGGCUCUGCGGCCAGUCCUCAGACCUAAUGGACUACGACAACGUCCCCACAACAGUCUUCACUCCACUGGAAUAUGGUUGUGUGGGGCUGUCAGAGGAGGAGGCUGUGGCACGCCAUGGAGAGGAGCAUGUGGAGGUUUAUCACGCCUAUUAUAAACCACUGGAGUUCACAGUGGCUGAACGGGAUUCGUCCCAGUGUUACAUAAAGAUGGUGUGCCUACGGGAGCCCCCACAGCUGGUGCUGGGCUUGCACUUCCUCGGCCCCAACGCAGGCGAAGUUACUCAAGGAUUUGCUCUGGGGAUCAAGUGUGGGGCCUCCUACGCACAGGUGAUGCAGACGGUGGGCAUCCACCCCACCUGUGCCGAGGAGGUGGCCAAGCUGCGCAUCUCCAAGCGCUCAGGCCUGGACCCCACUGUGACGGGCUGCUGAGGGUAAGCUGCCAUCCCUGCCAGGCCCAGGGCACACAGAACACCUGCUGCCCCCACAGCUCAGCCUUCGGAGGCUCAGAUCCAGGACAAUGGAAACCAAGCCCAGGCGAGUCUCACCCGUGCCUGGAGAGCCCUUGAGUUAGACUGCGUGGGGCAGCGUUUCUGGAUGGACUGCCCAUGUGUCCUGCAGGGAUGGCUCCCCGGGGGCUAUCAGCCCCCGCACCUGUACCUCACACCCCCUCCUGCCUGGGCCAACCCUGCCAGGCCCCGGAUGCCAGUCAAUGACGACCUGUGCAGAAACCCACCCCGUGGGCUGCCCAUGUCCGAUCCCCCUGGUGUUUCUGGAGUACAAAUAAAGAGGGUGUUUUCCUGAAGCAUGCCCUGCCUGUGGCAUCCCCAACAUGCCCCCCAGGAUAGUUCAGGCAGAGAUGGGGCCUGGCCACCCAGCCCAUCACACUCUCCCCUUCAUCACCUCCCUCCGUCAUUUGGGAACUGCUUCCAAGUUGUGCUUUGAUGGGAGGUAGGGUAGCAUCACCUCAUUCCCAGCAGUCACUCCUGGGAAGACCCUGACCAUGUCCCCCCUGGUAUAGACCCCAGGGGAUCCCUCCUGGGGCCCUCUGUCCAGGUCUCUGCAGGUCCUGCAGGUGCUUAGGAGGGCUUCGUUCCAGAGCAUCCCGCCAACGGUGUAGCCCAGCAACAGGAGUGGGCAGGGGUGUUGGAGGCUUUCUGCCCCCUGAAUGUCAAGCACCUCAUUAUGUUUCCAUGGUGGCCUCCAAGUCAGCUUGUCGGUUGUGCUCAGGCUAAUCCUGCCCACUGAAGCUUGAUGGGCCCAGGGAGAGCCCGUCGGCACCGGCUGCACCUGUCAGUCACCCCAGUGAGACAGCGCUGACAGCGACAGGCAGGGCCCGGCAUUGUGCUGAGGCUUUAGCGGCGGUUAAUCUGGUGUCUUUCUUAAGAAAACAUCACUUAGUCUGCCGGCCCGGGAGCCCUGGAUGGGACCCUGCUUGUCAGCAAACAAAGGAAUGUCUUUGCACCUUAAUGGGCCUAUGGGAGCCUCAGACUCUCCGUGUGAAGCAAGCGUGUGCAGGAGCUCUCUCAGACGCCCAAUUAAGAUGCCAAGUGCUGGGCUGGGCCAGGCCCUCUCGACAAGUGCAGUGAGAGCUCACCCAUGUCCCAUUUAACGCACGGCUGGCGGCGCGCCCCUACCUGUAUCCUGCGGGGAGGGCCACCUCUUUACUGGGAUGAGGUGUUCCCCUGCCUUGGAGGCAAAGGUGAGGUCUGCAGAGGUCAGCUAACACGGGCUGCCAAGGCACAGGAAGGGGCUUCAGAUUCCUCAAUUGAUCGACCCCUGCCUUGGGGCGAACAAGGUACCUGAAAUGGCCUUGUUGUUUUUCAUAAUAAUGGAAAUGAUGCCACCUGUAUGGGAACCCUCAGUACACACCAGGCACCUCUCUGGUUUGAGGACCAGGAGUGCCCAUCACUGGCAGGCAGAGUGCCAUCCACAUGUGUGUCCCCGCGGGCCCCCUGGUGGUUUUCUCCACACAUGCCCCUUUCCCCAGCAUGGACCUGGCUCUAACUCACCUGCUGUGUCUGUAAUGCCCACUCUCCAUGCUGUGUUUGGCCUGUGCCAUCACCUAGAAGAGAAUAAAGCAUCCUUGGUACUGGGCA
Hipposideros armiger (great roundleaf bat) is the source of this 3266-nucleotide messenger RNA. RefSeq names its product thioredoxin reductase 2 (gene TXNRD2). Gene Ontology annotation, molecular function: flavin adenine dinucleotide binding; glutathione-disulfide reductase (NADPH) activity. Lineage: Eukaryota; Metazoa; Chordata; Mammalia; Chiroptera; Hipposideridae. Gene Ontology annotation, biological process: cellular response to oxidative stress; cell redox homeostasis; glutathione metabolic process. Bases 1 to 1599 code for a protein of 532 amino acids. The record is from RefSeq and is a predicted model, not a curated record. Gene Ontology annotation, cellular component: cytosol; mitochondrion. The transcript is spliced from 18 exons.